AUGGCCAACAAAGAAUACACCGAAGAGGAGCUCAAUUAUUUUCGUGUUUGUUAUAUCACCACCCACAUCAUCAGGGAAGGUCUGAAAGAACUGUUUAAAAGCGAAUGGGACCGACACCACAGUCCCAGGUUUGGUUUAUGGCAAGAUACUGCAAGAAAUGGGCAGGAUUUCUUUAGAAUGGAAUCAGAAAAGAGUCGUUCAAAAAAUUCGAGACUCUUGUCUAUCAUUCAAAAUGGAAACACAGAAGAAUGGGAUUGUACAUGUUUUUUCUUUGCAAUUCUCUAUUCUAACACCCUGGGGUCUGUAAUAAGCCCCACAAUCGCUAAAGAUGUAGACGAUUUGCGAAUGUUCCGUAAUGAAGUAUUUGCACAUCGUUCUAAAGCUUGUUUUCCUGAAGCAGAGUUUCAGAGAUGUGUAUCCAAAGUGUCAAAUGCACUCGCGUCUCUUCAUCUUACGACUGUAGAGCUGCAGAGAAUAAUCAACCAAAGAAGUUUCCCUACUGAGGAACUUCAGAAGCUUCAAGAGCAGGUUACGGUCUUGGAGGAUGAGAUACAAGGUAAACCUAAAUCUUUCGAGAUUCUUCCACAGGCGCCUUCUCAUGCGGUUGUCGAAAGGAAAGUGGAAGUUGAAAACAUCUUGCAGAAAUUCAGAGAUCUCGAGAAGAUCAAUGAAGCUGAUUCUAUCGUUACAAUUUAUAUCUCUGGUAAUCCAGGAUGUGGCAAAAGUCAAGUUGCUCGACAAGUUGGAAGACAGUUCUUUGCAAGAGAAGCCGCUAAGAAUGACCAUGAUAGUUGUGCGCUUGUAAUGACCUUGAAUGCUGAAAGUGAACAGUCCGUGCUAGAUUCUUACUACACGUUUGCCCGCAAAGUAGGUGUCACCGAAUAUUCCCUUAACAGUAUCACAGGAGGGGACUCAGUUUUGUUGCCCUAUGAAAAGAUCUCUCAUCUUAAAACUCUUGUUUCCUCCAAAAUGGAAAACUAUUGCAGUUGGUUACUUGUAUAUGACAAUGUCAAUAAACUGAGCAGCAUUAGAGAUUACUUGCCUAAUGAACAUUGGGGAGGUUGUGGACAUGUUCUUGUAACUACCCAGGACGGUAUUCACAUACCAGAAGCUGAUCCUCUUUGUGCAAGUGUUUCUCUUAGUAAGGGAAUGCAGUCUGAAGAUGCCAGGAUUCUACUUCGAAAGAUUUGCGGGUUUUCAAGUGAUAGUGAAGAUGAGUCCUUGGUCCUUAACGCUUUGGACUAUCAGCCUUUGGCCAUUGCUUGUGCUGCAGUUUAUAUUCAGUUCAUUGGAGUGAGCCAGAGGACAAGCUCUAGCGACACUUGGAAAAAAUACCUGAAGAAAUUGGAAACACUAGAAAAGCGAGCUCUUACAGAGAGAGCUUACGAACAGACAAACAGGUCAUAUCAAUCUUCAAUGACUGCUUCUGUCACGUUGGCAUUGGAAAAAAUGGUUCAGGAGCCAACUUUUGAACAUGUGAUUCCAUUUCUCGCCUUGGGUGCCUCAACACCGGUAAAUGUUGAUUUAAUUGUUCAUUAUCUUGCAAAGCAAGAUCCAGAUUGCGAUGAAGACUUUGCGACUAGUGAAAUCGUGAAAUGCGCUCUACUUCUGCGACAUUCGCCAGAUGACGGUUUAGACAUACAUGUACAAGUGAAGAUGCACCAAGUUGUUCGUGAGGUAUUUAAGAGGUACCUUCUUGAUAAGUAUAGCAAGGAGCAGAUUGCAGGAUUCAUUCUACUUUACAUUGAAACACUGUCAACCUCUGUCCAACAUGACCCAUUUCAUUUUGACCUGAACUUCCAUAUGACCUCAAAAAUGAUGGCACCUCAUGUGAAAUCACUCUCUGAUUGGCUCACAGGCCGUUGGAACCUAGUCUUGGCAAACACCAGGGAAAAGGGUGCACUGCAAAGAACUCUUUUCAACUUUGGGGACAUUUGUAGGAAACAUGCUUUCCUGUUUGAGGCUAGGGAUUACUUCGAUUAUGCCUUACAAAUUGCUAAAGAUGACUAUGAUUGCGAAGAUCAUAACAAAAUCAGUUUUACUGCCACUAUAUUAAACAACCUAGGUCUGAUUUUUCAGGAAACUGACCAGUUUAAAAUGGCUGAACUGUAUUACACCCGUGCUCUAGAAAUUCUUAGGGCACUACACCCACCAAACACAAGUCUGCCAGAAAUUGCAGACUCACUGAACAAAUUGGGAACACUCUUCUUCAUUUGUUUGCUUAGGAAGAUACAAUACGGUCUCCGGCCGUCUAAAUUAGUUACACGUUACUGCAAUGACAACUCCUGUAUGGAAAAAGCAAAAGAUUACUUUCAGCAAUCCCUUGACAUGAGGAAACAGCUCUAUGGUCUUGAGCAUCCUGAAGUUGCAUCUUCACUUUCUAAUGUUGGUUCUAUCCACAGUAUGAUGGGUGAUCUAGAAACUGCAAAAGACUCUUUCCAACGGUCACAUGCUCUUAGAAAAAAAAUAUAUGGUGAAAAACACCCAUGUGUUGCAGAUUCUUUGAACAACAUUGGAAUCUUGAACAGCGAAAUGGACCUUACCGUGGAGGCAGUUCAGUACCACGAGAAGGCAUUGGAAAUGAGGAAGGAACUUUUCUUUCAUGAUCAUACUGUGAUAGCCGAUUCAUAUAAUAACCUUGCACUUGCUUACCAAUACAAUGGUCAACUUGAGCAAGCAAAGGAAUGCUUUGAAGAGGCAUUGCGUAUCAGGGAAAAAAUCUCAGGGAAAGAGCAUACAUCGGUAGCAGCAGUGUUGAUUAAUUUCAGUGAGCUUUGGUUGCAGUUGGGUGAAGUGAAGGAGGGUGAAGACCUCUGUGAUCGUGCUCAGAAGAUUCUGGGCCAAUUUAUUUUCAAAGAACACAGAUUGCUUUGCAGUGGAUUUAUUCCAAAUGGUGAACCAAGUGAACACUUUAAGUCUUGCAUGAAAAAGCUCGCUCGUUAUGUACAGGCCGUUGCACAAGCAGGACACCGCACUGUUCUUGACGACCCGCUUCCUCCUGAAAGAUUUCCCAUAAAAUGCAAAGUACCUGCUUCUACUUUCAGUGACUGGAUUGCCUACUUGAGAUGUCAACUUUUAUGA
Molecule: messenger RNA, 3081 nt
Organism: Porites evermanni
Lineage: Eukaryota; Metazoa; Cnidaria; Anthozoa; Scleractinia; Poritidae
Source: the annotation of a GenBank genome assembly